CCUCCCCAGCACGUUCUUGUGAUAGAGUCUGCAGAUACAGAGGCUGCAGGUCCUGAAGGAUUGUCUCUGGUCAAGCAGGAGAAGACUGAAGGAGAGGAGGACCCACAGCACAGCAGAGACAUCCAGACUGGAGCGGCUGUAGCACCCCCUGUAGCUACAGAGGACCCCACCAACGCRCCAGCGCAGCCCAGGACUCAACGCYGCAUCAUGGAGGUCAGUGGAACGCUGAACUCCGUCCUCAAUUCCGAGACAGACACCAAGACUUUAACUGUAACACACAGYCUUUUACACACAGGAUCUGACCACAGACCAGACCCAAAGAGACUUGGGCUGUGGAGACUGGGCUGUCCUCCUGCUCCCGGCUCAGACUAUGUACCGGUAUUUCACCAGAACGAGAGGACGGUUCAUUCCCGUGAGGAUGGUGAUGGUGACGCGUUAGACACUGGCAGUAAUGAUCCGUCUUGUUCUUACGCUACAGAGAUGGACCCUGGKAACAUGCCCUUGGGUUUAGAGACACAGACUGAUCUGUCUAGAGGGGACUGGAACCAGUACAGUAGUAGUGUAUACUCUGAAGGGUGCCAAGAUAAGAAAGUGGAGGGUCUGGUUGUAGAGGAAGUGACUGUGAAAGUGGAGGGUGACAUUUCUCCCACAUGGAAUGCAGAUAGUCACUUAGGAGACGGACCCUCACAGGGAAGAUAUUUCUUAGAUUACAGGGAAAGCUUAGAGAAAAAUCCAAAUGUCGCAACCCACUCGCCUUCAUACGCGUUCGGGGACCGUGACCCAGUGUCCACGUCGAUGGGGCCUUCCGAUUCACACAGCCGCAUCCUUUUCGAUCAGGUAUUGCACUCAAACGACAGUGCUAGAGCCCAGGCUCGGGGAGGGGGAGAAACAUCAGGCAAUAGUAAAGAGAAACGGUUCCUCUGCAUGUUCUGUAACAAAGGCUUCAGCAGCCCUCAGAGUGUGGAGAUCCACCAGAGGGUCCACAGAGGGGUUAAACCCUUCAGCUGUACCCAGUGUCACAUGCGCUUCAGCCAGUCUAGUGACCUGAAGAGGCACCAGAGGGURCACAGAGGGGUGAAACCCUUCAGCUGUACACAGUGUCUAAUGCGGUUCACCCAGUCUAGUGACCUGAAGAGGCAUCAGAGGGUCCAUACAGGGGAGAAACCCUUCAGCUGCCCCCAGUGUGACAUGCGCUUCACCCAGGCUGGCAGCCUGAAGAGGCACCUGAAGGUCCACACAGGAGAAAGGCCGUUCGCCUGUCCGCACUGCGGGAAGAGGUUCUCAGAGAGGAGAUACCUUAGGAUACACCAGCAGAAAAKCCAUUCCACUCUAUAAACUAGAAACCAUUGCAUGUUAUAGCGUAUUACGUUUCGAUCAAACCCUGCGUUGUCAGCAGAAAAGAUCCACAGAUGCAUUUGGAGUAGAGAAAGUAACACAUUUCAGUGUUGAAUAUUCCUGGUUUGAAUAUUGCAUCUGACAACUUGAAUGAAAAAUUUGUGAGGAUGGUAGCGGCCUAUAUGGCCACUCCUAUUUGCCAUCUCUUCAGUAUAAGCCUACAGGAAAGUAAUUGUCCUCAGGCCUGGAGGGAAGCAAA
This is a messenger RNA of Salvelinus sp. IW2-2015, 1594 nucleotides long. The record is from RefSeq and is a predicted model, not a curated record. NCBI's taxonomy places the organism in Eukaryota, Metazoa, Chordata, Actinopteri, Salmoniformes, Salmonidae.